This is a messenger RNA of Rasamsonia emersonii CBS 393.64, 951 nucleotides long. RefSeq lists its product as uncharacterized. NCBI's taxonomy places the organism in Eukaryota, Fungi, Ascomycota, Eurotiomycetes, Eurotiales, Trichocomaceae. The record is from RefSeq and is a predicted model, not a curated record. The transcript is spliced from 3 exons. The annotation marks the transcript as partial.
AUGUCUUCGUUGCCAUGCCUGAACUUUCUGCCCUUCAAUGCAGGAAGAACGAUGAAAGCUGCGAAAUCAAGUCGUAUUUUUUUUGGGACGAAAAAGAAAAGAUUGAUCCUCGUCAGUAGUAUUCUUUCUGGGAUGGAGAAUCACAAGUUCUUCCGAGUUGACCUUUCGUCCGGAUCUUCGUUUCGUUCGCUUCGGUCGCUUCGUCCGCUUUGGUCUGCCAUAAAGAGUGCUAUUGCCUGGACAGGAUUAUUGGCGAGGAAGAAGAUGCAGCUACGCUCCAGGAAACGGACCGUGGGAUUUGAUAUAACGGCAAAGUCCUCUCGAAAGCCUACAAGGUCUACAAGAUCGACAACGCCCACAGACAGAACGCAAGCAGCCCUGCUUCCCAAAACUCGACAGCUGCGCGCACGAGCCGCUGACAUGCUCCGAGUGCAUCGUCCAGCACAUCACUAUCACGCUGCAGAUCCGGGAAGCGGUGGUGCUUUCAGCAGGGACGAAGGGGAGGAGGAGGAGCAGGAGGACGACGACGACGACGACGACAAGGAGCCCGAACAUGAAGAAGCUCCGAGAAGCAGUCUGGCUGCUUUGCAGCUGUCCGCAGUGCGGCGCGCGUCUCACAAAGGAGGAUCUCUUCCCGAAACUGUCCCCAGACGGCAGGAAACAACUCGACCAACUCAUCAGACGCAAAGCCGCCGAAUCUCACCCCCGGUGGGUGUGGUGCAUCUCCCCGACCUGCUCGUCAGGACACAUCCACCAGCCCAGGAAGGAAACGCCAGCGCCGCAGGUAACCUGCAAAGCGUGCGGGCAUCAGGAGCUGUUUCUAUCACCGACUGCCCUGGCACGAGGGGUACACAUGCACUGAGUUUGACAGCAGCCAUCCGCUCAGGAUCAGCCGGAAGACGAGCGAGGAGGUCGUCAAGAACAUUAGCAAGGCGUGUCCAGGGUGCAAGC